AUUUUCAUAUUGCGAGAGUUACAAAGGCGAUAUGGGCGGAGAUUUUUUUGUAACGCAGCUGGAACAAACCCUGGAAGCACUUUUCCUCUACAUCGCCUUCAUGACUGGUCUGAUCUAUCUGAAGACGAAUGAUAUGGUAUUCACUCUAAUCGCGGCUGGUAACUUUUAUUUGUUGUGGGAGGCGAUCCGGGUAAGUAAGCGCGACUUUCGUUGGGAGAUCAUGGAGUUCUCGGAUCUGGAGGAGCUGAAGGAAGAGCCUAACACGGAGGAGGACCCCUACGCGGACCACUACAGGCAGCCAGAGCUUCGGCUCCCGACGGACCGCACGAGCUCGAAUGAGCUCCCUGCCGGCGCCCAGGCCGCGCCGAUCGCCCACGGCACGAGGCUGCAGGCCGCCCAGGACGCGCUGGUGUUCAAGAGCCCAGAGUCCUGGGACGUGCUGCGCAAGCUCGCGGCGGGGGAGGAGGUGCGCGCCGCCGGCGCCCCCCUUGUGUGCGCCGGAUUCCCGAUGGUGGCGCUGAUCGGCGGCGGUGCCGUGGAGAGCCAGCUCCAUCAUCAUCUUCGUCGUCGUCCUCCUCCUCACCGACAGGUGUCGUGAGAAGUCCCGAAGAAGCCAAAACAAUGUUUUUUUAGUAGGUUUCCCAGGCCAGCUCAAAAGCGGUCCAAGACGGCCCACAUACGCCCCGAGAUGGCUUCCAGGCAGUCCAAGAAAGCCACAGGAAAGCCUAACGGGGCCCCGAGAACGCCCCCAAACAGCCC
Messenger RNA from Prorocentrum cordatum, 759 nucleotides. The record is from the annotation of a GenBank genome assembly. NCBI's taxonomy places the organism in Eukaryota, Dinophyceae, Prorocentrales, Prorocentraceae.